AUGAAGACUCUACUGGUUCUUUGUCUCGGUGUUGCUGUGGUGGGUGCCGACGUUGCCUCGCACAUUGUCGGGGGCACAGAGGCAGCUCCUAAUACCUGGCAGUGGCAGGGGUCGCUCAGGAAGCUUCGCUCUUCAGGGGAGAUAACUCACACCUGCGGCUGCUCUCUACUGAGCUCCCGUUGGGCUUUGACUGCUGCCCACUGCGUGGAUGACACGAACUUGGGUGUCGGCGACUACGAGGUGGUGUUCGGGGCUCACAGUCUCUCAAGCGAUAAUGGAUUCGACCAGAAAGUUGGCGUCUCCAAGUUCGUCAUUCAUCCGGGUUGGAAUCCGAACCAGUCUGGUUUCCCCAACGACAUCGCGCUGAUCCAGUUCAACACCGACGUCGUAAUGAACGCUGCCGUCAAGACCGCGAACCUCAUCGACAACAACGACGACUUCGCUGGGGAAAGCAACUGCUUCAUCACAGGCUGGGGGAAAACUGCUGGAAGUAACUCUGGUUUGCCGGAUAAACUGCAGGAGGCUCCCACCAACGUCAUCUCGUACAGUGAAUGCCGCAGUCGCAUCGGCAGUUCUGUCAGAGCUGACCACAUCUGUGCCUUUGACUACAACGGCGUGACUGGGGGGUGUAACGGAGACAGCGGAGGACCUCUUGUAUGUCAAAAGAGCGGAAGUAACCAGUUCACCCUCUUGGGCGCUGCAUCAUGGGUAAUCACUGGUUGCGUCACUACAUACCCCACAGUGUAUGCCCGUGCUUCCAGCUAUCGUGAGUGGAUCAGAAGCGAGUCUGGUGUAUAAAACAACGAAAUGCUGAGGAAAUAAAAUAUUCCUUCAUUGA
Haliotis rubra (blacklip abalone) is the source of this 838-nucleotide messenger RNA. RefSeq names its product elastase-1-like. The transcript is spliced from 6 exons. Gene Ontology annotation, molecular function: serine-type endopeptidase activity. Gene Ontology annotation, biological process: proteolysis. Bases 1 to 798 code for a protein of 265 amino acids. Lineage: Eukaryota; Metazoa; Mollusca; Gastropoda; Lepetellida; Haliotidae. The record is from RefSeq and is a predicted model, not a curated record.